Messenger RNA from Rotaria sordida, 519 nucleotides. Lineage: Eukaryota; Metazoa; Rotifera; Eurotatoria; Philodinida; Philodinidae. The record is from the annotation of a GenBank genome assembly.
AUGGUUUUACGUCAUGCAUCAGAAAGGUUUCGUCUUGCUUAUGAAAUACCAUUAGAAGAAGAUGAAUCGUUUGGUGUAUUUGCACAAUUUCUUAAUGUAACUGUUGAUCAACUUGAUGAAAAUUCAUAUCGAUCUGAUAUAUUGGCUAAAUAUGAUUUAUGGAGAAAAAAACAAUCAAAUCAAACUUCUGAUAAAUUAUAUGAUUAUCAAGAUGUAAAUGAAUCAUUUUAUGAUAAUGACUUAAAUGAAGAUGAUACAUCUGAUUACUAUGAUGAUAAAAAUUCACAAUCAUCAUCAAUUUAUCAAUGGCAUCGUGAUCAACAUUUUGAUAUUAAAAAUUUAAUAACAAAAUAUGUUGAUGAUAAAAUAAUUAAUAUUACUGUAAUGGAUUUUGUUAAAAAUUUACCACAAAUUAAUAGAAAUAAUUAUCAAGCAAAUCGUUUACCUUUUGAAAUGCUUCGAUCAUAUGCUUAUCUAAUUGAAGAAAACUAUCGUGGUCGAUUAGGUACUUACAUUUGA